Messenger RNA from Pogoniulus pusillus (Red-fronted tinkerbird), 1358 nucleotides. RefSeq names its product high mobility group nucleosome binding domain 5 (gene HMGN5). Gene Ontology annotation, biological process: chromatin organization. The transcript is spliced from 6 exons. NCBI's taxonomy places the organism in Eukaryota, Metazoa, Chordata, Aves, Piciformes, Lybiidae. Gene Ontology annotation, cellular component: nucleus; chromatin. Gene Ontology annotation, molecular function: nucleosomal DNA binding. The coding region runs from base 287 to 604 and encodes 105 amino acids. The record is from RefSeq and is a predicted model, not a curated record.
GGGGCCCAUCUGGCGCUCCCCAUUCAUGCAGUUUGGUUGCGUGUUGGUGUAUUUGACUGUUUGCAAUAAAGAGGGGGGGAUUUUUUUUUGUUCAGUUUCUGCUGCAAUUAACUCUUGGUCCCUUCAACAUCCUUUUUAAAUUUUUUUUUUUACCUUUUUUUUUUUUUUUUGGUGGUGGGGGGGAAAAAAUUGCAAUUUUGCAGAACGGUUGAAACAGUUUUUUUUGGUGGUUCCAUUUAUUUUUUUGGUACCAAUCUAUUUUGCAAUCAACUAUUAAGGUGCAACUAUGCCCAAAAGAAAGGCUCCAGCUGAAGGCGAGGCAAAGGAAGAGCCAAAGAGAAGGUCGGCUAGACUAUCUGCUAAACCUGCUCCGCCCAAACCGGAGCCCAAGCCCAAAAAGGCAGCACCUAAGAAAGAAAAGGCAGCAAAUGAUAAAAAGGAGGACAAAAAGGCAGCGACAAAAGGGAAGAAAGGAGCCAAAGGCAAAGAUGAAACUAAACAAGAGGAUGCUAAAGAAGAAAACCACUCCGAAAACGGAGAUACCAAAACUAACGAGGCACCAGCUGCUGAAGCAUCUGAUGAUAAGGAAGCCAAGUCCGAGUAAUGUUAACCCUGCCCUAUAUCUCCAUCAUUUGGUCUCCGUACCUCCAUGCUGUAUUGUUAACAGAGAGGAAUAUUUUUAUCAACUAUUUUAUAAAUGCAGGUUUUUUUAGCAUGAAUUUAAUUAUGGAACAUCUUCAUCUCGGUUACUUGGGAAAUUCAAUCCCUUACAAAGAGGAAAACAAACAAAAAUCAUUGUUUUUAAAUUUUUGUGAUUGUAAUAGUUUGUAUGGUACAUGGAAAGAAUAAGUGGUGGUAGCUUUUGACUUCUGUCAGUGUGUCCCUUUUUUUGUGUAAGUCAAUGCUUUACAAGACUUCAGAUUUUAAGUUUUGGGUUUGUUUCCCCCCCCUCUCCUCCCUUUUAUUCCCCUCCCCCCCUCCCUUUCCUUCUUCUACGUGUUGUAUGGUUUCUUAAAGUGGGGAGGUCUCAAAACAAAAAUAACCGUGUUAAACAUUCCAGUGGUUCUGUGGGUUGCUUUUAUAAAGAAGGUGAAGCUAUUUUCAUGAGAAAAAAAAAAAGCUGGAAAUUUGUUGUUUCCCAAAUGUAAUUUUAUUUUGUCAGUUUUGAGAGAAAAAAAAAAAAAAGAAAAGAAAAAAAAAAAGAAAGAAAGAAAUAAUAAUAAAAAAAAAGAAGUGUAACCAUGUUUUUAACUGAAAUACAAAAGAAAACCAUUUCUUUUCAAGAGGGCAGGUCGGUUGUAUGUACCCACUGUUAGGAAUUUUGCUGGAUUUAUCUUAAUAAAAAAGACUCCUCAAAA